Molecule: messenger RNA, 3321 nt
Organism: Sciurus carolinensis (gray squirrel)
Lineage: Eukaryota; Metazoa; Chordata; Mammalia; Rodentia; Sciuridae
Gene: Tlr1
Product: toll like receptor 1
Exons: 3
Coding region: 620-3181 (853 amino acids)
Biological process (GO): immune response; toll-like receptor signaling pathway; cellular response to triacyl bacterial lipopeptide
Cellular component (GO): membrane; Toll-like receptor 1-Toll-like receptor 2 protein complex
Molecular function (GO): Toll-like receptor 2 binding; transmembrane signaling receptor activity; lipopeptide binding
Source: RefSeq, a predicted model, not a curated record
AUAAUGGUGUAGCUAGUUAUUGGGUAUGGAAAUUGCAAAAAUCUUUAAGCAGUGGGUGUUUUUCUGAUACAUACUUACUGUGUGGUUUGAACUAGCAUUUGUUUAUCAGCUCCUAAUCCUAAAUCAGAGAAAAAAAGAUUUUUCUUCCUAGACAACACUUCAUGCGUGAUUUGCUUUCAAGAGAUAUUUUUAAGUAGGAAGAUAAAUAUUUGGGUCACAGAGGUUUGCUGGUUUUCUUUCAGAACUGCUAGUUCACCUCAUCCCCGCUGCAUCCAUAGUCUUUGCAUUUAAAAUGUUCAGGAAAAUGGAAUGUGCUAGGGUUUGGGUCUGGUUUGAGUGUGUCCCUCCAAGGGUUGGAGUUUAAUCCCUAUGGUGAGGCGUUAAGAGGGUGGAAACUCAAUCUGACUAUGGGGUUUAGAGGUGGGGCCUUUGGGAAGGGAUGAGGAUUAGGUGAGGUCAUAAGAGUUGAUCCCAUGAUGGAGUCUUUAUAAGAAGAUGGAGAAAGACCAGAAGAGACUGCAUCGGGACUGCCAGCAAGAAGGCCAUCACCAGAGGCAGCCCCUUGAUUUGGACCAAUACUGAACUUAAACGUUGGUGUCAUCUUUCUUGCUCAGUCUUCAUGAAUGCAAUUAGGAGAGGCCUUCCUCUGUGUCAGAAGAAACCAGGAUCACCAAGGUACCUUUGGACAUUCCUACAAAAGGGUAAGUCCAAGGCCGGCUCUGAAAGAUCUGUACCUGCGUCAAGAUGCUCUGAAGAACAGCAACUACAUCAGGACUGUCUAGUGUUACAAAAUGAUGAAAAGAAUUCUAGUCUCUUCCAUUUUGUUAUCAUCUUGGUGUUAAUACUAAAGAGCAAAAUCCAACUAUCUGACGAAAGUGAAUUUUUAGUUGACAGGUCAAAAACAGGCCUCACCCAUGUUCCCAAUGAUCUCUCUCUUGAAACAACAACCUUAAACAUAUCACACAACUAUAUAUCUGAGCUUCAGGCUUCUGACAUCCUAUCACUAUCAAAGCUGAGGAUUUUGAUAAUUUCUCACAAUAGAAUCCAGUACCUUGAUAUCAGUGUUUUCAGAUUCAACCAGGAAUUGGAGUACUUGGAUUUGUCCCACAACAAGUUGAGGAUGAUUUCUUGCCACCCUACGGUGAACUUUAAGCAUUUAGACCUCUCAUAUAAUACAUUUGAUGCACUGCCCAUAUGCAAAGAGUUUGGCAACAUGUCUCAACUAAAAUUUCUGGGAUUGAGUGCUACACAGUUAGAAAAAUCUAGUGUGCAGCCAAUUGCUCAUUUGAAUAUCAGUAAAAUUUUGCUAGUUUUAGGAGAGACUUAUGGAGAAAAAGAAGACCCUGAGAGUCUUCAAGACUUCAACACAGAGAGUCUGCAUAUUGUUUUCCCUAUGAAAAAGGAAUUCCAUUUUAUUUUGGACAUGUCAGUAAGCGCUGCAGUAAGUUUGGAACUGUCGAAUAUCAAAUGCGUGCUAGAUGAUAAUGAGUGCUCUUAUUUCCUAAUUGCUUUGUCAAAACUUCAAAAGAAUCCAAGGCUAUUGAAUCUUACUUUAAACAACAUUGAAACAAGUUGGAAUCCAUUCAUUAAUAUCCUCCAGUUGGUUUGGCCAACAACCAUAGAGUAUGUUUUCAUUUCAAAUGUGAAACUACAAGGUAAACUUGACUUCAGGAAUUUUGAUUAUUCUCACACUUCCCUGAAGGCCUUGUCAAUACACCAAGUUGUCAGUGAUGUCUUCAACUUCCCACAAAGUAACAUCUACAAGAUCUUUUCAAAUAUGAAUAUCCAGAACUUCACAGUGUCUGGUACACACAUGAUCCAUAUGCUUUGCCCAUCCCAAAUUAGCCCAUUUCUGCAUUUGGAUUUUUCCAAUAAUCUCUUAACAGAUAUGGUUUUUAAAAAUUGUGGAAACUUAAUUGAGUUGAAAACACUUAGUUUACAAAUGAAUCAAUUAAAAGAACUUGCAAACAUAAUUCAUAUGACAGAGGAGAUGAAGUCUCUGCAACAAUUGGAUGUUAGCCAGAAUUCUUUAAGGUAUGAAGAAGAUGAGAAAAAGUGCUGUUGGACUAAAAGUUUAUUAAGUUUAAAUAUGUCUUCAAAUAUACUUACUGACUCUGUUUUCAGAUGUUUGCCUCCCAAGGUCAAGGUACUUGAUCUUCACAAUAACAGAAUAAUGAACAUCCCUAAAGAUGUCACCCAUCUGGAAGCUUUGCAAGAACUCAACGUAGCAUUCAAUUCUUUAGCCGACCUUCCUGGGUGUGGUACCUUCAGCAGCCUUUCUAUACUGAUCAUUGAGCAUAAUUCGGUUUCCCAGCCAUCAGCUGAUUUCUUCCAGAGUUGCCAGAAGAUUAAGUCAAUCAAAGCAGGGAACAACCCUUUCCAAUGUACAUGUGAGCUAAGAGACUUUGUCCAACAUCUAGGCCAACUACCAAGAGAAGUGGUAGAGGGCUGGCCUGAUGCCUAUAACUGUGACUACCCAGAAAGCUAUAAGGGAACCCCACUAAAGGACUUCCAUGUGUCUCCAUUAUCCUGUAACACAGGUCUGCUGAUUGUCACCAUCGGGGCCAUCGUGCUGGUGUUGGCUGGUACUGUGACCUUCCUCUGCCUGUACUUGGAUCUGCCCUGGUAUCUCAGGAUGGUGUGUCAGUGGGCCCAGACUCGGCACAGGACUAGGAAUGUCCCCUUGGAGGAACUCCAAAAUACUCUCCGGUUCCAUGCUUUUAUUUCAUACAGUGAACAUGAUUCUGCCUGGGUAAAGAGUGAAUUACUACCAAACCUAGAAAAAGAAGAUAUACAGAUCUGUCUCCAUGAGAGAAACUUUGUUCCUGGCAAGAGCAUUGUGGAAAAUAUUAUAAAUUGUAUUGAGAAGAGCUACAAGUCCAUCUUUGUUUUGUCCCCCAACUUUAUCCAGAGUGAGUGGUGCCAUUAUGAGCUCUACUUUGCCCACCACAAUCUCCUCCAUAAAGCUUUUGAUAGCUUAAUUCUGAUCUUGCUAGAACCCAUCCCACAGUACUCCAUUCCCAGCAACUACCACAAGCUCAAAACUCUUAUGGCAAGAAGAACUUAUUUGGAAUGGCCCACGGAGAAGAGCAAACAUGGACUUUUUUGGGCAAACUUAAGAGCAGCCAUUCACAUUAAGUUGACAGCCCAAGGAAAAGAAAUAAAUCAUAGACAGAGCUGAAAAUAUUCCUCUUCUCAAAGUUGCUGUUUUUGGAAGUUCCAACAAUGACUUUAUUUGUAUCAACAUAAAUCUAAACAGGAUUUUAACUUCAUGAUGUAGUUAAUAAUGUGUAAUUUCAGUCCUCAGUUCACCCUUUAUAU